This is a messenger RNA of Glarea lozoyensis ATCC 20868, 495 nucleotides long. RefSeq lists its product as uncharacterized. NCBI's taxonomy places the organism in Eukaryota, Fungi, Ascomycota, Leotiomycetes, Helotiales, Helotiaceae. The coding region runs from base 1 to 495 and encodes 164 amino acids. The record is from RefSeq and is a predicted model, not a curated record. The transcript has 2 exons.
AUGUAUGUAGAGGCAAGACUUUGGGCUUGGGAACAGUCGUCGCCAGACCCUGUCGUCAACCCUCAGAAACAAGGCAUCCACAAAGUCUCCCAUCCGCGCAUCGCAUCACGAACCUCACCUCUUCUACAAGCCAAUCCAACCUCCAAGCCCGCACGCAAUGGCAAAGAAACCCAAAUCCAGGACCAUCUCGGUCCGCCUAGUCUCGAUGGCCCUGACGGGUUACUACAAGACCUUGGUUCGACCGCGUACUCAUCGACCAUUGAGCAUGAUGAAGUACGAUCCAGUUGGUACGUUACUUCUUUUAUUGCAGUGGAAUUGAGGACGAAGACAGUAAAUUACGUCGAUAGAGAGGGCAAAGGGAUAUGGCCGGGCAAGAGAGGCUUAGGACAUUUACAAAGGUGCUUGGUCGGUCAUUUGGAUAUGAGUGCUAAUUGGGAUAUGUGUGCAGUACGAAGGCAGGUGCUUUUUCUCGAACAGAAGCGGGGUGGGAAGUAG